UUAUACCUCGCUUCUACUGAAUAAAAAUCAGGGUCAUUCUCUCAUUCUCCAAUUAUUAAACCUUCGCGAAUUCAACCUCCAUCAAUAUUUUUAUCCAUUAUUAAAUCCCUUGUAUACAUCCAUUCAAUAAAUCCCGCUAAAUCAAUAUACGCAAGUAAUGACUUGCUAUCUAUAUUUUAUUUUCUCUUUAUUAACCCGUCGUUUUUGGAUUAAUUUUUUACGAAAUUUUAUUUUCCGAAAGCUUUUUCAAUUUAUAUUUUGCCUUGCUUCAAGUUUAUUUAUUUUUAUUACAAUCCUUUUAUUUCUUUAUUUUUUACAAAUCCAACCCUAUUUUAAUACGAAAAAUGACUUUAAAAGUAAAAAUUUGUUUGUUUUACAAAGAACGGUUGUAUUUCCUCGAGGAGGGGAUAACUUGGAAUUUGAUCAGCCUUGGGACUUGUCUGAAACUAAAAUUUAUGAGAAUAUAGAUGAAUUGUUUAGGAAUAAUAAUGCCAAUACUAAAUAUAUUACUGGAGAUUUUACUUACAGGUAA
Meloidogyne enterolobii is the source of this 532-nucleotide messenger RNA. The record is from the annotation of a GenBank genome assembly. Lineage: Eukaryota; Metazoa; Nematoda; Chromadorea; Rhabditida; Meloidogynidae.